Molecule: messenger RNA, 327 nt
Organism: Prunus armeniaca (apricot)
Lineage: Eukaryota; Viridiplantae; Streptophyta; Magnoliopsida; Rosales; Rosaceae
Source: the annotation of a GenBank genome assembly
AUGGAUUUGAACUUACCACCACCUGAUGAUUAUUCAUCAAGCUCAAAGCCCCCUGUUCCAGCAGCAUCUGGUUCAAACUCUAUGGCUCCUCAAAAGCUAGAUAAGUACACCUCCCUUUUUUUCCCCCUGGAGGCUUCUUCAGAUGAAAGGAGUGCUAAAACUACUCCACCUGUUGAGCCCGAGAAGCCGGUGAGCCUCCGUGCUUUGGCUGAGGAACCUGAGCCUAUAAAAAUCAGUCUUGCGCUGCCUGAGUUUGAGAGAGACGAUGAAAUGGAAGAGGAAGAGCUCAACCUAGAGCUCACCUUAGGUCGUGGGGGUACCAGCUAG